AAUUCAAUGGAUGGUUACCCAUGGUAUCAUGCUGACUUACCACGAGAUAAAGCUCACAAGAGUCUUGAGGAAUUCAGGAGGGAUGGGGCCUUCUUAGUCCGUAUUAGUAAGCGUGGAGGACAGAAAAAUCCAUAUACGCUCUCACUUUGGUACAAUAAUCAAGUUCGUAAUCUUUUGAUACGACGUAGGUGUGAUGAAAAGUAUGCAUUAGGCUCCAAGAAGGAAGGAGAGCAGGUGAGAUUGUGUGUUACUAAUUGUCACUAAUACUUGUUUCACACACAAGUGCAUAAUAUGAUUGCUGUUGGUCGAUAACAUACACCAACGAUAACCCAUGAAAGUCCAAAGAAGACAUAUGUCUGGUUGGGUCCUUCUGGUGGUGAUUGGGCAGUCCUGCAUUCUUUAACAUGCACAUAGGCCAUGUUGCACACAUGACCAACAGUUUAAACAUCUCAUUCGAAAGAUGGUGCACUACUGAAAGUUGCAUUUUAGCCUUCCAGCUGAAACACAAAGAGAGCUGCAAUGGGAAUUUAGCAGGUGACCAAGAUAUCUCCACAGUUUGGCGAACACACAGUGGUUACCAACAGUUAGUCGACAGAGCUUAGCAUCUGUUUACUGACCACCCAACUGUUAUCUGUAAACAUACAUGUGAGUGUGUAACCUGUCUCUAC
Molecule: messenger RNA, 668 nt
Organism: Anneissia japonica
Lineage: Eukaryota; Metazoa; Echinodermata; Crinoidea; Comatulida; Comatulidae
Product: B-cell linker protein-like
Exons: 2
Biological process (GO): intracellular signal transduction; cell surface receptor protein tyrosine kinase signaling pathway
Source: RefSeq, a predicted model, not a curated record